Messenger RNA from Epinephelus moara (kelp grouper), 3391 nucleotides. Its product is annotated as cadherin-4-like. The record is from RefSeq and is a predicted model, not a curated record. Gene Ontology annotation, biological process: multicellular organism development; cell morphogenesis; calcium-dependent cell-cell adhesion. The transcript is spliced from 17 exons. Bases 139 to 2943 code for a protein of 934 amino acids. Lineage: Eukaryota; Metazoa; Chordata; Actinopteri; Perciformes; Serranidae. Gene Ontology annotation, cellular component: plasma membrane; catenin complex; adherens junction. Gene Ontology annotation, molecular function: calcium ion binding; cadherin binding.
CUCACAGAGCGCAAGGAGGGACGUAACGAACAGCUGGAGCAAGAAGAGGGGAAAUUACACUAUUAUCGGAGAAGAUUUAUAAAUCUACCCUCUUUGUGGUUCCUCGUCCAGGCAGCCCUGGCUCGCUCGCUCGCCACGAUGAGAACUGACUUCGCUCUGGUCCUGACAGCAGCCCUGCUUCUUGACACAUUCUGGAGGAAUAAUGGGGAGCAUGCUUCAAAAGGUCCCUGCCAACCUGGCUUCUCACAAAGCUUCUACUCUGUGCUGAUUUCGAGGGAUGUACUGCAAGGCCAGGGCAUAUGUAAAGAUACCACUGUGUCAUCACAAAAAGUGAAGUUCGAUGACUGCAUGGGGAAUGAAGCUGUGGUUUUCCAGAGCAGCGACCCUAUCUUCAGUGUGCGAACAGAUGGCUCCAUCUUUGCCCAGGGUGAGGGAGCCAGCCUGGAUGAACCAGUCCAGUUUAAACUGACAGCAAGUGGUCCACACACACAUGUUUGGGAGACCGUGGUCCAACUGGCCCUAAUUGACCCACCAUCACUUCAACAAGAUGAAAAUGAGGUCACGGAGGAAGAGGGGAAAGUCGCUGAGAGAAAAGAGCGGAAGGAGGCGUCCCAAGCACCACCUCCUGUCAUCAUGUUCUCAGGGUCCAGCCUGAACAGCUCCAAGGGUCUACGGCGGCAGAAGAGGGACUGGGUGAUCCCACCAAUCAACGUGGCGGAAAAUUCUCGAGGACCGUUCCCUCAGAUGCUCGUCAGCAUUCGUUCAGAUCAGGAUAAGGACAUCUCCAUCCGAUACAGCAUCACUGGGGUGGGAGCAGAUCAGCCGCCCAAUGAGGUGUUCAAUAUCGACCCGGUGCUUGGAAAGAUGUUCGUCACCAAACCUCUUGAUCGAGAACAUCGCUCCUCUUACCAUCUGCGAGCCCACGCCGUGGACAUGAAUGGGAACCAGGUUGAGAACCCCAUCGAUCUGUACAUCUUCGUCAUCGACAUGAACGACAACAGACCCGAGUUCAAAAACCAGGUCUACAAUGGCUCUGUGGAUGAAGGCUCCAAACCAGGAACAUAUGUGAUGCAUGUGUCAGCGUUCGACGGUGACGACAACACCACGGCUAACGGAAUGGUGCGCUAUCGAAUCCUGUCCCAGACGCCACACAGUCCCAUCCCCAACAUGUUCACCAUCAACAGUGAGACUGGAGAUAUUGUGACCGUGGCACCCGGCCUCGAUCGAGAGAAAGUGUCCCAGUAUACCAUCAUCGUGCAGGCCACGGACAUGGAGGGCAACCUGAACUUUGGCCUUUCCAACACAGCCACUGCCAUCAUCACUGUCACGGACAUCAACGACAACCCUCCCAUGCUGACCUCCCGAACUUUUUCCGGUGAGGUCCCAGAAAACCGAGUAGAUCUCGUGGUGGCCAAUCUGACGGUGAUAGAUGCUGACCAACCGCACUCGCCUAACUGGAACGCCAUCUACAGGAUCAUCAGUGGAGACCCUUCUGGGCACUUCACCAUCCGCACUGACCCUGUCACCAACGACGGCAUGGUCACCGUGGUGAAGCCAGUAGACUUUGAGAUGAACCGUGCCUUCAUGCUGACAGUGGUGGUGUCCAACCAGGCCCACCUAGCCAGCGGUAUCCAGUCCUCGCUCCAGUCCACAGCUGGAGUCACCAUAUCUGUCCAGGACGUCAACGAGCCCCCUUACUUCCCCACGAACCCAAAACACAUCCGCUUUGAGGAGGGCGUCCCCGCUGGCACCAGCCUGACGACCUUCUCAGCCUCCGAUCCCGACCGACUACAGAUGCAGCAGACAAUCAGGUAUUCAAAGCUGAACGACCCAGCUGACUGGUUGUCCAUCAACAGAACCAAUGGUCAGAUCAUAACCACGGCAAUGCUCGACCGGGAAUCUGUCUACGUCAAAAAUAAUAUAUAUGAAGCCACAUUCCUGGCCACAGACAACGGCUCUCCAGCAGCCAGCGGCACAGGCACGCUGCAGAUCUAUCUGAUAGAUAUUAAUGACAACCCCCCAGCACUCAUACCCAGGGAGUCUCAGAUCUGUGAGCGGGUGAACAAGAACGUCCACGGUGUCAACAUCACUGCCGCUGAUGCUGACACGGACCCCAACGCCGGACCCUUUGUCUUCGAGCUGCCCAACUUUCCCACCAGCAUCCGACGCAACUGGACGAUUUCUCGGAUCAGUGGUGAUUACGGCCGUCUAGGACUGCGGUACCAGGUGUACUUAGAGCCCGGGGUGUAUGAGGUCCCUAUAAUUGUGUCGGACUCGGGGAACCCUCCGUUAUCCAACAGGUCAGUCAUCAAAGUGAAGGUGUGUCCCUGCGACGAACACGGAGACUGCACCACCCUCGGGGCCGUGGCGGCCGCCGGCCUGGGAACCGGAGCCAUCAUCUCCAUCCUCAUUUGCAUCAUCAUACUGCUCAGCAUGGUGCUGUUGUUUGUGGUGUGGAUCAAGCGGAGAGAGAAGGAGAGGCACACCAAGCAGCUGCUCAUUGACCCUGAAGACGAUGUCAGAGACAACAUCCUCAAAUACGAUGAAGAGGGAGGAGGAGAAGAGGACCAGGACUACGACCUGAGCCAGCUGCAGCAGCCUGACUCCUUGGAGCACAUCAUCAGCAAGCCACCAGGUGUCCGCAGGGUGGAUGAGCGUCCCAUCAUCCCUGAGUCCCAGUACCCAAUCAGACCUGUCGUGCCCCACCCUGGAGACAUCGGGGACUUCAUCCAUGAGGGUCUGCGAGCAGCAGACAACGACCCCACAGCUCCUCCGUACGACUCCCUGCUGGUGUUCGACUACGAGGGCAGCGGCUCCACCGCCGGCUCUGUCAGCUCCCUCAACUCCUCCAGCACUGGGGACCAGGACUAUGACUACCUCAACGACUGGGGUCCCCGCUUCAAGAAGCUGGCCGACAUGUACGGAGGAGGGGACGAUGAUUAAAUCUGCCCAGUCACACAAACACACACACACACACCCUCGUCCCGUCAGCUGGCCUGCCAUGCUCUGUCCCUCUAACACAUGGGGCUAUUACACCCUUAUUGAACACACGGUAAUAAUGACAUGUUCACACUGACCAACUGACUGACCAACCAACCAAUCAAAUUACCCACCACCACAGAGGACCGGUGUCGUGAGUCAGUUUCGGGUGCUCUUCUCAACCGUCUCCUGCUCUAAGCCUGUCUAAGACUGAAACGGAAGCUCUGAUUUGCAGGCUUCUCAUAGUUUGUAUUUUUAAAUGCUUUUUUUUAAUUUCAGGUUUUAUGCUAGAUGUAGUUUUCAGUAGUCAGAUUUUGUUUUUCCUUUAGUUUGUGUAGCUUUUUUUUUUUUUUUUGUCCCCACUCCCCUUUGAUUCGAGCCGUUCCUUAUUCCUGAGGGUUUUCACUUUUCC